GCCGCACCAUCGCUCUCUGUCCGUCAAAAACAUGUCUCCCGUCGUCGAGCAGUACAAUCCGGAGUGGCCAAAGCAGUUUGAGAAGAUCAAGCCCGAGCUGGAGAGCUACCUGCGGGACGUCGAGUACCUCUCCAUCGAGCACGUGGGUAGUACAUCAGUGCCAGGACUGGCUGCGAAGCCCAUCAUCGACAUUGAUGUCAUUGUGACCCGCGAUAACCUCCAGUCUGCCAUUGACGCCUUCAUCACGAACGGCAAGUUCGACUACCUGGGCGAGCUCGGCGUCGUCGACCGCCAUGCCUUCAAGAUUCCAAAUGAAUCCGUACGCCACAACAUCUACGUCUGCGUCGACGGCGCCGUCCAAACGCGCAACCACCUCGGCCUGCGAGACACGCUCCGCACCAACACGGAGCUGCGAGACGAGUACGCCCUUGUGAAGCUCGAGCUCGCCGCCAACACGACAAACAUCAUCGACUACCUCGUCGCCAAAGGCAACGUGAUCCAAAAGAUCCUGCUCACCUCUGGUGCCUUCACCAAAGACGAGCUCGCCGCCAUUGCCCGCGCAAACCUCAAGGGCGAGCGCUUCGGCGCCAUCCACACGCCGCGCCUACUCCUCCGUGAAUUCGUCCUGCAGGACGAAGCCGGCUACUUUGAGCUCGAAGGCAACGAGCGCAACGCCCGCUACCAGGAGUGGCCGCCACGCACCCGCCAGCAAGCCCGCCAGCUGGUCCUCGAAAACAUCCGCAACCACAACGACGUGCCGCGCACCAUCUACGAGCUCGCCGUCGAGGACCUCACGGGCAAAUUCAUCGGCCGCGUAGGCGCAAAGACUUCCCAGGCAAACUCGGAUAAGCUGCCCGGCGAACAAAGCAUCAAGCCUGUUACCCAUGCGGAUCUUUGGUUCUCUUUUUUGCCCUCCGUUCAGGGCCAGGGCUUUGCCACCGAGGCCAUGACGGCGUUUAUAAGUGCGAUCAAAGACCGGCUGCAGGACCACGGCAAGGUGGAAAUGGAAAUCGAGUGUGAUCCGCGCAACAAGGCGUGCUGGAAACUCGCUGAGCGGCUGGGCUUCGAAAGGCAUAGUUUGACCAAGGAAAAGGCAAUGGUUAAAGGCGAGUGGGUGGAUAGUUUGGUCAUGCGAAGGGUUAUUGGGGAUACGUGAGUUUUUUUCUAAAAUUUCCCUUGUGGUUUUGAUGAAAUUUCUCGUGCUUUCUUUUUGGUUUGGAUGUCAUUCAGUGUGUGGGCGUUUUGGCUAAUACAAAGCAGCGAGCUCGCUCGGAAACAUGUGCGCAGGUCGAGCAGAGUGAGUACGUCCAUGAGACUGGAUUUGGGUGAGCUGUAUGAAACCUGUCAUUGAUUGAAUGGCACUACAGAGUAAUUCUGGUUUUGCACCUUGUACCUUGAUUCAUGAUCCUGCUAAUAUACGUAUUUUCUAGCACCUUAUGUGCGGAUGAGAAGUGCCUUAUUCGGCUUUUUUAUGAUUCGCCAUUUACAUACAACUCGGCAUGCAUCACAAUCGAAAGUGAAAACUGGUAUUCAGUCAUUUACUUGUUUUUACGCUAACGUCCUAUCUAUCUCUCAUACACACACACACACACACACACACAUCCAUAUGC
Messenger RNA from Exserohilum turcica Et28A, 1610 nucleotides. RefSeq lists its product as uncharacterized. The transcript has a single exon. Lineage: Eukaryota; Fungi; Ascomycota; Dothideomycetes; Pleosporales; Pleosporaceae. Bases 32 to 1156 code for a protein of 374 amino acids. Gene Ontology annotation, molecular function: acyltransferase activity, transferring groups other than amino-acyl groups. The record is from RefSeq and is a predicted model, not a curated record.